This is a messenger RNA of Gilbertella persicaria, 618 nucleotides long. Its product is annotated as thioredoxin-like protein. The record is from RefSeq and is a predicted model, not a curated record. The coding region runs from base 1 to 618 and encodes 205 amino acids. The transcript has 5 exons. Gene Ontology annotation, biological process: hydrogen peroxide catabolic process; cell redox homeostasis; cellular response to stress. NCBI's taxonomy places the organism in Eukaryota, Fungi, Mucoromycota, Mucoromycetes, Mucorales, Choanephoraceae. Gene Ontology annotation, molecular function: thioredoxin peroxidase activity. Gene Ontology annotation, cellular component: cytosol.
AUGACCAUGUUAUUAACAGAAACGAAACUAAAUGAUACUGCAACAAGAAAGAGACGUCGAAUGGGUGACGAACAAGAAAACACUCGAAAAACAAUGGAUCGCAAUGAUUCAACAGCGUCUAUUAUGAUCAAUCCAGCUACUCAACUACGUCCACACAUCAUGGUUGCACCAGAUUUUAAUUGUGCAGCUGUAUUUCAGCAUGAAAUCAGUCGACUACAACUGUCCGAUUUAUUUUCAACUCAUAAAGCUGCCAUUUUAUUCUUCUAUGAAUGUGAUUUCACUCCUAUUUCUUGUAAAGAUUUAGCACUGAUAAAUCAACAUACUGAGCGAUUCAAGUCAUUAAAUGCAUUUCCAAUUGCUUUGUCAACAGAUACAGAAAUGGUGCACAAAGCAUUUAUACAUCAAUCGUUAGGCUUUGUGCCUAGUUUUCCUCUUGUAUCCGACACUACACGCUCCGUAUCACGCCAUUUUAAUGUGAUAAGUCCCGAGACUGGACUAGCGCAAAGAGCAGCCUUUGUGAUAGACAGCAAAAGACAAGUUCGGUUCUCGUUUGUAUUAGAAGACAGCCGACUUGUUCAUUCUAUGGAUACCAUUUGUUCAAUACUUUACACUUUUUAA